Acaulospora colombiana is the source of this 1311-nucleotide messenger RNA. The record is from the annotation of a GenBank genome assembly. NCBI's taxonomy places the organism in Eukaryota, Fungi, Glomeromycota, Glomeromycetes, Diversisporales, Acaulosporaceae.
GUUCCUUUCCGUCAAAAAGUGUUGUGGACAGCCGUCACACUCCUUAUCUUUCUUGUGUGCUCACAAAUUCCACUCUACGGUAUCAUGUCUUCCGACUCCUCCGAUCCUCUUUAUUGGCUGCGUGUAAUUCUUGCUUCAAACAGAGGUACCCUAAUGGAACUCGGCAUCACACCCAUUGUUACUUCGGGCAUGAUCAUGCAACUCUUGGCUGGUGCCAACCUCAUCGAGGUCGAUUUUAGCUUAAAGGAAGACAGGGCUUUAUUCAGCGGUGCGCAAAAACUCUUCGCCAUGGUCUUUGCUUUUGGUCAAGCCACCGUAUCUGUAAUGACUGGAUUGUAUGGCGAUCCAUCCGAAAUUGGAGCUGGUGUCUGCUUACUACUCAUCAUCCAACUUGUCGUUGCUGGUCUCAUCUCUAUGCUUCUGGACGAACUCCUACAAAAAGGGUAUGGUUUGGGAUCUGGUAUUUCUCUUUUCAUCGCUACCAACAUCUGCGAAUCCAUCAUUUGGAAAGCGUUCAGUCCAACCACCGUUAAUGCUGGACGAGGUCCUGAAUUCGAAGGCGCCUUCAUCUCCCUAUUUUACUCACUCAUCACCUACAGCAAUAAGACCCGCGCAUUGAAGGAGUCAUUCUAUAGAACCAACUUACCCAAUGUCAUGAACCUCUUAGCAACUGUAGCAGUUUUCGCUGUCGUCAUUUACCUUCAGGGUUUCCGUGUUGAACUCCCCGUCCGAUCUAAUCGUUUUCGUGGCCAACGUAGCACGUACCCAGUUAAACUCUUCUAUACAUCAAACAUGCCAAUUAUGCUUCAGUCCGCUCUUACCACAAAUGUCUUCUUGAUCUCGCAAAUGUUGUACAACCGAUUCCCGGAUAACUUCCUUGUCCGCCUUCUUGGUGUUUGGAGCCCAUACGAAGGUUCAUCGCAGCUGUUCGCAUCAGGCGGUCUUUCUUACUACAUGUCGCCACCGCACAAUAUCACCGACGCCUUAUUGGACCCAAUUCACACGGUCAUAUACAUCGCAUUUAUGCUGACCGCAUGCGCCCUUUUCUCAAAGACUUGGAUUGAAGUAUCAGGUUCCUCACCACGUGAAGUCGCCAGGCAACUCAAGGAGCAAGGCAUGGUCAUGGCCGGUCACCGAGAGGUUUCGACAUAUAAGGAAUUGAAGCGUAUUAUUCCGACUGCAGCUGCGUUUGGUGGUGCCUGUAUUGGGGCUUUAUCGGUUCUUGCAGAUUUACUUGGGGCACUUGGAUCCGGUACCGGUAUACUGCUAGCUGUCACGAUCAUUUACUCUUACUUUGAAAUGUUUGUCAAG